GGGGUACACAAUGGUUGCUGUCCGCUGAUUCAUCCAAAGCUGCAGUUCUGAUGAGUGUGGCCCAUUUCUGGGUCAGUGAACAAAAUGGCACCUGACACACUGAAUGGGGAACAGACAGGGCACACCAAGGGUAUAAAACAUACACACACACGUGCACGCACGCAAGCACGCACAAACACACGCACAUACACGCAGUCACGCUCUCAACCAAAAGUGCAUUCAUAUGCUGACACAGAUUCUCACAAACCUAAACUCACACUCCCUGUCGAAAGAUUUCACCGACAUGAGUUCAUCGCCGUAUUUCCCUGCGCGAUCCGCGCUGUUCCGUAAGGAGGCCAAUGGAGUGACGUACCGUGUCCCUGCCCUGCUCUACCUGUCCCUGUCCAACUCCUUCCUGGCCUUCUGUGAGGAGAGACUCAGCCCCUCAGACGCCCAGGCUCACCUGCUGGUGAUGCGCAAGGGCACAUUCUACAGGAACUAUGUAGAGUGGGAGGACAUGAGUGUUCUGGGUACGGCUCAGUUGGCUGGCCACCGGUCGAUGAACCCGUGUCCGCUGUAUGACGAGUUCACAGGCACCCUCUUCCUGUUCUUCAUUGCUGUGCUGGGCCACACGUCCGAAUCCUACCAGCUGGUGACGGGUAAGAAUGUGACGCGCCUCUGCUUCAUCUCCAGUAACGACCAGGGCAACACCUGGAGCCCUGCCAUCGACCUCACCAAGAGGGUCAUAGGAGACACCAUCAAAGACUGGGCAACCUUCGCCCUGGGCCCGGGACACGGCAUCCAGCUCAAGUCAGGCCGCCUGCUGGUGCCAGCGUACGCCUACCACAUCGACUGCAAGGAGUGCUUCGGCCAGAUGUGCCUGACCACACCCCACGCUUUCUGUUUCCAUAGCGACACCCACGGGCGGACGUGGCGUUUUGGGGAGGCGGUGCCAGGGCCAGAGAGCGUGGAGUGCCAGAUGGUGUCUGUGGAUCAGGAGGACGGGACCAACGUGCUGUACUGUAAUGCCCGGAGCCCCCUGGGCUGCAGGGUCCAGGCCCUCAGUCUGGAUGACGGAGCUGUCUUCCAGGAUGGACAGCUGGUGCAGCGGCUCACAGAGCCACGUAAUGGUUGCCACGGUAGCGUAGUGGGGUUCCCUGCCCCCCUACACCUCAACCUCCGCCCUCGGCCACCCACCCACGCCAGACACUGGACAUCCUUCGAGGCUAAGACUGGCGCCUCCUCCCCACCCACCGCCCCUCCCCCUCCCAGCUCCCCACAGAAUUUCCUUCCACCCACCUGGGUGGUGUACUCCCACCCGACAUGGACCAACGUGAGGAAGGACCUCGGGGUGUACCUCAGCCUGUUCCCCCGUGACCCGGACAGCUGGUCUGGCCCGUGGGUGAUCUACGAGGGCCCCAGUGCCUACUCUGACCUGGCCUACCUGGAGCUGCCAUCAGCUGGGGCCCCGUCGGCCGUGGCCUUCGCCUGUCUGUUUGAGUGCGGCACCAGCACGGCUUAUGAUGAGAUCUCCUUCAGCAUCUUCACCCUCUACGAGCUCAUUGACAACCUGCCACGCAACACAAAGUCAGACAGCAACACACAGCCACCCAGCAACACACAGCCACUCAGCAACAGAAAGUCAGGCAGCAACACACAGCCACCCAGCAACACACAGCCACUCAGCAACACAAAGUCAGGCAGCAACACACAGCCACCCAGCAACACACAGCGACCCAGCAACACACAGCGACCCAGCAACACACAGCCACCCAGCAACACACAGCCACUCAGCAACACAAAGUCAGGCAGCAACACACAGCUACCCAGCAACACACAGCCACCCAGCAACACACAGCGACCCAGCAACACACAGCCACCCAGCAACACACAGCCACCCAGCAACACACAGCCACUCAGCAACACAAAGUCAGGCAGCAACACACAGCGACCCAGCAACACACAGCGACCCAGCAACACACAGAGCUUCCACAACACAACACAACCCAAGGAAGAGAGACCAGAGGCGAGGAAGAGGAGGAUGAGGAAUAUGUGUGGUCUUUGCAAUGUUUCCUAA
Messenger RNA from Salmo salar (Atlantic salmon), 2056 nucleotides. It is a transcript of the gene neu4, whose product is annotated as sialidase 4. Lineage: Eukaryota; Metazoa; Chordata; Actinopteri; Salmoniformes; Salmonidae. Gene Ontology annotation, molecular function: exo-alpha-sialidase activity. Gene Ontology annotation, cellular component: intracellular membrane-bounded organelle; cytoplasm; membrane. The record is from RefSeq and is a predicted model, not a curated record. Gene Ontology annotation, biological process: ganglioside catabolic process; oligosaccharide catabolic process.